AUGGAUAUUGAUCUGGACUAUGAGAGACCCAAUGUUGAGACCAUUAAGUGUGUGGUUGUCGGGGAUAACGCCGUGGGCAAGACACGCCUCAUCUGUGCCAGGGCCUGCAAUGCCACCCUCACCCAGUACCAACUGCUGGCCACCCACGUGCCGACCGUCUGGGCCAUCGACCAGUACCGCGUGUGCCAGGAGGUGCUGGAGCGCUCCCGGGACGUGGUGGACGAAGUCAGCGUCUCUCUGCGGCUCUGGGACACCUUCGGGGACCACCACAAGGACAGGCGCUUUGCCUAUGGCAGGUCAGAUGUGGUGGUUCUCUGCUUCUCCCUGGCGAACCCCAACUCCCUGCGCCAUGUGAAGACCAUGUGGUACCCGGAGAUCAAGCACUUCUGCCCACGGACACCCAUCGUGCUGGUAGGAUGCCAGCUGGACCUGCGCUAUGCUGACCUGGAGGCAGUCAACCGUGCCCGGCGCCCGCUGGCCAAGCCCAUCAGACCCACGGACAUCCUGCCACCCGAGCGGGGCCACGAGGUGGCCAAGGAGCUGGGGGUGCCAUACUACGAGACCAGCGUGGUGGCACAAUUCGGCGUCAAGGAUGUCUUUGACAACGCCAUCCGUGCCGCCCUCAUCUCCCGCCGCCACCUGCAGUUCUGGAAAUCCCACCUGAAGAAGAUGCAGAGGCCCUUGCUGCAGGCACCCUUCCUGCCUCCCAAGCCGCCCCCACCUGUCAUCCACAUCCCGGAGCCCCCCACCAGCGGUGGCCAGGGCCCUGCUGCCCUCUUCUGCACCCCCCUCUGUGCUGAUGUGGUCUUCCAGCUGCAGGGGGGGCACCGUGUCUUCGCCCAUCGCGUCUACCUGGCCACGUCCUGCUCCAAGUUCUACGACCUCUUCACCCUGGCGGGGUCGGCGAGCCAGGCUGGGGAGCCCUGUGGCGUGGUGCGGUGGGCGGCCAAGGAGCCAGCUGCCAGGACUAAGAGCCUGGAGAUGGAGAAGGGCCUCCUAGGUGAUGGGGCCCAGGCCCCUCUCAGGACUUCGCAGAGUGACGAUCCCCUGCGGCUCGUGCAGGGUGAGGGCCAGCAGCUCCCAGGGGCCGGGGGCCAGGAGCUGUCGGGCUGGGGACGGGGCUUUGUCAGCAUGCAGCUGGAGUUGGUUCAGGACCCCGUGACCCAGCGGGAGAAGCAGAUGACGGUGGUGUACAUGGACUACCUGGUCCAGCCGGGGCCCUUCCAGGCAGUGCUAGAGUACCUGUACACGGGCCACCUGGACCAGGGCCGCGCAGACCUCAUGCAGGUGGCCACCAUCGCCGAGCUGCUGGAGGUCUUCGACCUGCGCAUGAUGGUGGCCAACGUGCUGAACAAGGAGAGUUUCAUGAACCAAGAGAUCACCAAAGCCUUCCAUGUGCGCCGUGCCAACCGCAUCAAGGAGUGCCUGGGCAAGGGCGUCUUUGCGGACGUUGUGUUCCUGGUGGAUGAUGGGUCGGUGCCGGCCCACAAGCCACUGCUCAUCGCAGGCUGUGAUUGGAUGGUGGCCAUGUUCUGCGGCAACUUCCGGGAGAGCUACGCCACGGAGGUCUCCCUGCCUGGCACCAAGUGCGCCUGCCUGCGCGCCGUCCUGGAGUUCCUCUACACUGGCCACUUCACCCCCACGCCCGACCUGGACGCCAUGGAACUCCUGGUCCUCACCAACCGCCUGUGUCUGCCGCGGCUGCAGGCGCUCACAGAGCAGCACGCCGCGGAUGAGCUGCUCCGAGCCUACGUGCAGCAGGUGGAGAUCGACGAGCAGGUGAUCAUCUACCUGGAGAUGACUCAGUUCCACAACGCCCAGCAGCUGGCAGCAUGGUGCCUGCACUACAUCUGCACCAACUACAACCGCGUCUGCCGCCGCUUCCCCAGGGAGAUGAAGUACAUGGCGCCAGAGAACAAGGCGCACUUCGAGAAGCACCGCUGGCCGCCCGUCUGGUACCUGAAGGAGGAGGAUCUGUACCUGCGCUCGAAGAGGGAGCGAGACCUGGAGGAGCAGCUGCUGCGGAAGCAGCACACCCGCAGCAAGUGGUGCUUCUGGCGCCCCUCGCCCCACGUCUCCUGAGCCCUACCUGUGCCUUGCCGGGUGGGGACACCUGUGCAGACGAGCCGGGCUGGGAGCUGGGUCCCCAUCAUUCCCACCUCCAUGGGCACUGCAGCUGUCCCCCCUGCCCCCAGAGCCCUGGCUCUGGCAUGUUUACAGGCUGCCCCGGCCACUGCUGCCCUUAGCUUCCCUCUGCCUCUGCUGCAGCUGGGCAGUGCAUUGGUCCCCCUUGCCCUGCGGGGGGUGGGCAGGGGCCCCAAGCCCAGCAGAGCUGUGGGGAUCCCUCUGAUCUAGCAGUAUGGGGGCUGAGCGCAUGACUUUGCUGUGCUCUGGGGGGGAGGGCACCCCUGGGUGGGGGUUGGGUCACAGCUGUGCUGGGGAGGCUGUCCUUACCCUCCUCCCCUGAUGGUGGGGAUGCUGACAGGGGCCUCAGAGCAGCACUCCACCCCCCGCAGGGUUGGGCCUGCACCUCUUCUCCCUGUUCCCGGCUCCCCCUAGGCCUGAGGGUGGCAGAGCUGUGCAGGGGGUUGGAUCAGUGAGCUGAAGGGGAGAGCUGGGGGUGAGGAGUUCUCCUUGCCCCUGGGACACUAACAGAGUAGUGAGGGGGUGGCUGUGCUGGGGGCAAAGAUGUGGGCUGGAGCUGGGGGUGGAGCUGUAGGAGGGGGGGGUAUGAGCUGGGUGGGGGUGUGCAUGUGGGAGCUGGGUUUGGGCAGGAGAUUUGUGUGUUUUUCGGUAGUUGUAGGAGCUGCUCCCUUUACCCCUUUGUGCUUUGCCUGCUCUGGGGAUGGGGGCAGCCUGGAGCCCCCAACCGCCCCCUGUGCUCCUCUGUGCCUUUGACACUACAAGCCUCUUCCCCAGCUCGCCCUGUCUGGUGAGAGAGGCUGGGUCCCUGGGCUAUGGCCCCCUCCCCCUUUUUAUACACCUUGGUGCAUUAAGGGAACUGCCCCGUGCUGGCGGGGCCGCGCGUGCCACCUGCACAAUGGUUUUUACACUUUUCUAUGGACCCUGGCUCCUGCCAGGCCUCCCGGAGCACUGUUCCCACGCUGAGCCGUCCCCUCACUCCAACUAAAGGGCUGUUUGUAUCCACCUUUCUAACCACUGUGAGCUGGCCUGGCACUGCCCUGGUCUUUUUACACCUUGCAGUAUUGGACUGUUUUAACCUUUUAAUAAAACCUUUUGUAAUGUG
This is a messenger RNA of Trachemys scripta elegans, 3247 nucleotides long. RefSeq names its product rho-related BTB domain-containing protein 2-like. Gene Ontology annotation, biological process: small GTPase-mediated signal transduction. The transcript is spliced from 9 exons. NCBI's taxonomy places the organism in Eukaryota, Metazoa, Chordata, Testudines, Emydidae. The coding region runs from base 1 to 2082 and encodes 693 amino acids. The record is from RefSeq and is a predicted model, not a curated record. Gene Ontology annotation, molecular function: protein binding; GTP binding; GTPase activity.